This is a messenger RNA of Boleophthalmus pectinirostris (great blue-spotted mudskipper), 3050 nucleotides long. It is a transcript of the gene rapgef1b, whose product is annotated as Rap guanine nucleotide exchange factor (GEF) 1b. Gene Ontology annotation, molecular function: guanyl-nucleotide exchange factor activity. Gene Ontology annotation, cellular component: plasma membrane. NCBI's taxonomy places the organism in Eukaryota, Metazoa, Chordata, Actinopteri, Gobiiformes, Gobiidae. Bases 534 to 2063 code for a protein of 509 amino acids. The record is from RefSeq and is a predicted model, not a curated record. The transcript has 15 exons. Gene Ontology annotation, biological process: positive regulation of GTPase activity; Ras protein signal transduction.
AUGAAUACAUUUGUGUGCAGUGUUUAUCAGGGAUCUGCGUUUGAGCUGCUGGUAUGUUGAAACAAAGUUGGUAUGUGCAACGUGUUGCUACAGGUUAACAGUACCUCACUGCCCCUGCCGACUACCGCAUACGCAUUUACCGUCAAGCCAUCUCCACGGUCAACUUUGUACAUUGUUGGUACAUUGUUGUUUUUAUUUUCUGGGGGUCAUUUUGGGCUUUCUCACAGCAGAUGUUUGUGUUGCUGUCAGUUUGUUGCAAAUGGCAUACAGGGCAUUGUUACAUGUUGAGGCACAUCUGUACUUAAGUCCUGGUUUAGAAAAAACUAAAAAACUAUGGAAGCUAAAUGUCCCAUCCUCUGAUUUGAGAAUAUCUUUAUUUUCUUUUCUGUCUUAAACCUUUCUACUCCUCUGACACUAUCAUUUCUUUUAUUCCUGCUUUUUACCAAUCACAGAGCUUGGACCAGGUUGCCUUGACCAAUGCCACCUGUCUGGAUGGCAGCGGGGGCGGACCCAACGGUUCACUGGCUGGCUCAAUGGGCUCUGUGGCUGUCUGUCUUCCCUCUGAGUCUUCUCUUACUGAUUCUCUCCAUACCUCUGCGAGCGAGAGUGCCAACGACGAGGGUGGAGAGGGGGAGUACGUCAACUUGUACUCAUCCAACCAGGCCAAUGGAGAGCUGCUUCUCUCCCACAGAGAAACUAAUGCUACUGAAGAUGUACUUCAAGAUUCAACCCCUCAAAUGACAUCGACCAAUAGCAAAGAGGCUGUAGACAAAGGACGGAGACUAAAAUCUGCAGAUUCAGCUGAAAGUGACGAGGAAGAUGUUGAUGAGUUGUCCCUUAUUGACCAUAAAGAGAUUAUGAGCAGGAUAACACUAAAACAAGAGAAUGAUGAUGGGCCAGAUGUUCGAGCUGGAUCUGGGGAUAUUUUAUUAGUCCAUGCUACAGAAACAGACCGAAAAGAUCUGGUUCUCUACUGUGAAGCAUUUCUGACAACAUAUCGGACUUUUAUAACCCCAGAGGACCUUAUUAAGAAGCUACAUUACAGAUAUACAAGGUUUUGUCACAGUCCAGACAUAUUCAAGAAGAGGGUCAGCAAGAAUACUUUCUUUGUUUUGGUCAGAGUGGUGGAUGAGCUGUGUCUUGUGGAGCUGACAGAGGACAUCCUUAAACAGCUAAUGGAUCUAGUAUUCACGUUAGUGUGUAAUGGUGAACUAAGCCUUGCUCGUGUGCUCCGGAAGAACAUCCUGGACAAAGUGGAGCAGAAAAAGCUGCUACGCUACACAAACUCCCUAAAACCCCUCUCGGCAAGGGGUGUCUCUGCCAGGCCUGGUACCCUCCAUGACUUCCGUAGUCAUGAAAUUGCAGAUCAGCUCACUCUUCUUGAUGCUGAACUCUUCUAUAAAAUUGAAAUUCCAGAAGUUCUACUUUGGGCUAAGGAGCAAAAUGAGGAGAAGAGUCCUAACUUGACUCAAUUUACUGAGCAUUUUAACAACAUGAGUUACUGGGUUCGCUCUUUGAUAAUCCAGCAGGAGAAACCUCAAGACCGAGAAAAGCUGCUUCUCAAGUUCAUUAAAAUAAUGAAGCACUUAAGAAAGUUGAAUAAUUUCAACUCAUACUUGGCAAUACUGUCUGCACUGGACUCUGCCCCUAUUAGGAGAUUGGAGUGGCAAAAGCAGACUUCUGAGGGGUUGGAGGAAUAUUGCACAUUGAUUGACAGCUCCUCCUCCUUCAGAGCAUACAGAGCAGCUCUUGCUGAAGUGGAACCUCCUUGCAUCCCCUAUUUGGGUCUUAUUCUACAGGACCUGACAUUUGUGCAUUUGGGAAAUCCAGACCUCAUUGAGGGAAAAGUCAAUUUCUCCAAACGCUGGCAACAAUUCAACAUCUUGGACAGCAUGCGUCGCUUCCAGCAAGUGCAUUACGAGCUGAAACGAAAUGAAGAUAUUGUAUCUUUCUUCAAUGAUUUCAGUGACCACCUUGCAGAAGAGGCGCUAUGGGAGCUGUCACUAAAAAUUAAGCCCAGAAACAUUGCUAGACGUAAAACAGAUCGUGAGGAAAAGACCUAGGCCCACUGGGCCUUCAUCCUGAGGCUCUAGAAAUGACCUCCAACUGUGCUUCAUGACACUAUCUCCACUUUACUACAGAAUGAAAGAAAGAAGAAUGGAUGCUAUAUACCUGGGCAAUGGGAGACUCAUUUUGAGAAAACAGUGUUGUGUUUACAAGGAGCUCCACUGCUGUGAGAGAAGUAAUUGGGAUUACUGUGGUUCUGGUAUUUAAACAAUGAGAGGUGACACUGAAAUGGGAGGAUGCCCGGGACUGAGGAGGAGUAAAGAAUCACAAGGCAGACAGGGCAACACUGGUACAAAAACCAAAGUCUGCUUACUGGAAUCUGUUAUAGAGUGGAGCUGUUGAGUGUGGGUGAGCUUGAGUUGAAUGGUCCAUUACUUUGCAAUUUGCUCUUUCCCCCUCCAUUACAUCAUGUGCCAUUUACUGGUCAUCUUCUGAAGCCUGACUCUUCCUCAAACAGCAGAGCCUCAAGUACAGCUUGCAAUGAACUGCCGCGGGCCUGGGAGUCUGUUGAAGCUAGAGAGGAACUGAACUUGAAGAAAGGAUGACCUUUAAAGACUGGAUCUGAUGAGUUUGUUUUGAAACACUUUGUCAGAAAUCAACUAUGGUUAUAAUAUGUAUUAUAUACAGUUCUCCUUUUGUUUAUAAAAGGAUGUUUGUUUAUGCUAAUGAGAAGAGCUUGGCUUCUCUUAAGUGCCAUACAUAUGUGCACUAAAAAAGCAAAAGCAAAAAAUUAUUGAUUACAAAAGAUGCUGUGAUCUAUGUACAUCAUACUGAAUCAUUGUCUCUUGUGUUUACGUAGGGAACCAUCAGGCAGUCAGAAUUGGGCGCAAGUUUUGUGUGUCUGCAAGAAGUGUGACUGAAGUCUACAGUGAUUGUGUGCUUGUCAUUCCAAAACGUUCUAUAGUAAAUCAUUUCAACUCAUUUUUGAAUAUUGGCCAAAAUCACACAUCACACUCUUAAUCAAUAAAACAAAUGUUUCUACA